Messenger RNA from Loa loa (African eye worm), 1784 nucleotides. Its product is annotated as CBR-BBS-1 protein. Lineage: Eukaryota; Metazoa; Nematoda; Chromadorea; Rhabditida; Onchocercidae. The coding region runs from base 45 to 1784 and encodes 579 amino acids. The transcript is spliced from 10 exons. Gene Ontology annotation, biological process: non-motile cilium assembly; protein localization to cilium. Gene Ontology annotation, cellular component: axoneme; centrosome; BBSome. The record is from RefSeq and is a predicted model, not a curated record. Gene Ontology annotation, molecular function: patched binding; smoothened binding.
GAUUUGUGUAAGACUCCCAUCAUCUCUUGCAGUAAUCAAAAAUUAUGAAGAAGAGUACAAGCACCAGUAAAUGGGUGUUGGCUUUAAAUGCCACAUCUCUUGGCCUUAAUACUCUUCCAAGUUGUGUAUGUCUAGCAGAUCUUCAUGGUGAUGGUGAUUAUAAAUUAGUAAUUGGUGAUUUUGGUACUGAAAAAUACGAUAUCCGAUUGAAAGUCUUUCGAGGUUUACAAGUGAUUGGUGAAAAUGUCCUCAGCGAUUUACCAUCUGCCUUAGUAUCAUUCAAUAAUGAAAAUGUACAACCCAAUUUAUCAUCUUUAGCAGUAGCCUGUGGUCCAGCAAUUCUAAUUUAUAAAAAUUUGAAACCAUUUUACAAAUUCAUACCGCCAUCAUUAGAAAUAAACAAAGAUGAAGCAGAAGCUUGGCGACAUGUUGAAGCUGGUCAUAUCAAUGCAAUACAACUCCAUGCUGUACUUGUAAAAUUACUUCAACAGCUUGGUGGCAUGGAAUUGACAACUCGUUCGCAAGCAUUUCUAAGUAGCAAAGAAAAAGAUCGUGAAAGUACACUUCAGCAAUGCUUAAAUAGUAAACUGGUUCAUCAAAGUACCAUAACCUGUAUGACAACAAUAAAACGAUCCUCCGCAGAACUCAAUGCUGUCGAUUGCAUCAUUUGCGCCACCGAAUAUGGAUAUGUUUAUUGUAUCGAUACACAAGCAUUUACCAUUUUGAUACAGUAUAAAAUACCGGGAAUUCCUGUGUUUCUAUAUGCUGCAGGUUUGUAUGAAGUAGACUAUCGAAUAUUUGUAAGUACAAGAGAUGCAGAAAUUUUCAGUAUCAAACGAGAUAUAAAAUCAGUGUUAAAUCCAAUUAUCACUAUGACAGCUGAUAUCAUCGGUAUGGCACGCGUUGGCAAACAGUUAGCGGUAGCAUGCACCGAUCAGACGAUAUCGUUUUUUGCCGCAAAUGGAAAAUGUCGAAAUAAAAUAAAACUGGACGAAACCAUAUGUGGUAUUGAUACUUUCACCUAUGAACCUAAACAAUACGUUGCUCUGUUAGUUGCGCUGAAGAAAGAGGUGAGGAUUUAUGAUGAAACAUCAUUACUAGAUCAAGAGAAAGUUGAUCAACUCAUAAACUGGAUCAAAUAUGGACAGUUUGGACGUGAGGAAGGUGCAUUGAUUAUUGGGACAGUAGAUGGUGGCCUGAUUGUGAAGAUUUUCCGUCGAACAGGAACAUUGGAAGAGAAAAUUGGAGAGAUUGGUGCUGUACAAGCACAAUUUCGUAAAUUAAACAUACCACGUAGGACGCAAAUUUAUGUCGACCAAACAAUUCGUGAACGUGAACACGCGCAACUUAUGCAUCAGGUUUUUCAAAGAGACUUAUUUAUGCUACGACUAGCAGUUACUAAAGCAUUCGCAAAUUUAACACAAAAUUCAUUGGAUUCAAUUUCGACAAAAAAAAAUGAAGCAGUGAAAAUAUCUGUAGAAAUUAAUGGUUUUGGACCAAUCUUUCGGAUGAUUAUUAAACUUCAAGCUAAUUCCCAGCCAGCUCUCCAGCAUCUUUACUUGAUGUUUCACUACAAUCAGGAAUUGUAUGAAUUUGAGGAUUCAUUGAUUCCUGUCCCAGCAUUGGUAUCUGGAAUGACGUAUGUAUUUUACAUUAUUAUACGUUGUCUGAAUCCGGAAAAGGGUAUCUCGGAUGAUGUCCGGAUACUUUUAGUUGAUCGCUGCAAGGUAAUCGUUGCUGCAUUGGUUACCAUGCCUGUUAGCGAAAUGAGCUUACUGGAUUAG